UGACACUGAGAUAAGGUUACCUUUUCAUCUUCAGCACCAAUCACAUUCGUCUACCAACUAAUUGACUGAAGACAACUUUUACUUCUUUCCUUAUUUUAUGCUUAUCUUUUAUACUUUACCACCUAAAAAUCAUAGCCAUCUUUAAGUGGCGGCUUUCUAAACAAGACUUGGAAAAACUCAUCCAUGCAUUUGUUUUUAGCAGAUUGGAUUAUUGCAAUGGUGUAUUUACAGUUCUUACUAAAAAAAAAAAAAAGAAAAAAAAAGAAAAAACAGAAUUAUUAUAAUCCAGAAUUCUGCUGCCAGAGACAAAUACAAGGAAAAGGGACCAUAUUACAGUGGUCGUGCACUGGCUUCUAUAGAAAGCCUUCACUGUCACUGAACAGAAUACAACGAGAUUUAAAGCUUUGCCAUAAUGUCCACCACAUAAAACAAAAGCAAAAGUACAAUAGCGCUAAUAUAAAAACACCGGUUACAGUGUACUUACGGUGGUAUAAAAAGGAUCUGAGCUUUUUCUCACAUUUUUGCAUAAAAUCACCAUCAAAUGUGAUCUGAUCUUUGUCAAAAUCACACAGAUGAAAGUACAGUGUCUGCUUUGAUUAAAACCACCCAAACGUUUAUAGGUUUUCAUAUUUUAAUGAGGAUAGCAUACAAACAAUGAGAGGGGCGGGGGGUAAUGAAGUGAACCCUCUGCCUAAGGAGACUUAAAGAGUAAUUGAAACCAAUUUUUACCAAACAUUUUAAGUUAAUUUUCUCCCCAAUCAGUGAUGAGUGGUUUAAAGCUGCCCUGCCCACUAUAAAACACACACCUCGUUAAGAAUUGUUUUGAUGAGAAGCAUUGUCUGAUGUGCACAUAUGAUAGUGCAAAUGAGUUUGUGCACAGAUAUUGACGUAACAGUGCAAAAAUGCUACCAUGUAACUGUGUAAAUAUUGCAUAUACAGUACUCAGAUUAUGCAGUACCCAGAUUUAGACGGAUGUCUGAGAACAUAUUGCUUAGUGAGAUGCAUGUGACAAUGUUUUGGCAUUAGCAGCUCAAUGACAGUGACAUUUCAGUGCAAGCUUGAGUUGAGUAUGGUGACAGCUCUUGGCUUGUUUCCCAGUCUGUUUGUUUUAGCUGGAAUGGCCCUGUACCUCCUGCCAGAGGACAACAGGUAGAAGAGAUGGAAACUGGGGUGUGAAUAGUGUUUUGUGAUGCUUCCUGCCCUUCUGUGCAGCUUAAGUGCCCACACUGACACUACACUGGUUUCCACCUCUAAAUGCACAUUUCACCAUGUAGCUGGCCGUCAGUUAAAUCAGCAGACUGAUGCUGCAUUCCAGGAAGACUACGACGAUGACGGACAGAUAGCAGAGAGCGAAAGAGAACAUGUCGUUUUUUGGUUUCAAUUUUGUAAAAAAGAAAGAGCGAGAACUUGAGAGGAAACUCAGGGCAAACGACCGAGAAUACAACCUCUCCUUUAAAUAUGCUACGAAUGCCAUCAAGACCUCCAAGUAUAACUUUUUCACCUUCCUACCUCACAACCUCUUUGAGCAGUUCCAGAGGAUCGCUAACGCCUACUUUUUGUUCCUGCUGGUGCUCCAGGUAAUUCCUGAGAUCUCAUCGCUGUCCUGGUUCACCACUGUGGUACCUCUGGUGCUGGUUCUAUCCGUUACAGCCGCCAAGGAUGCCACUGAUGACAUCAAUCGCCACCGGAGCGACAAUCAAGUCAAUAACCGAAAAGUUCAAGUACUCAUCGAUGGAAAACUGCGUGGCGAGAAGUGGAUGGACGUACAGGUGGGAGACAUCAUCAAGCUGGAAAACAAUCAGUUUGUCACGGCUGACCUCCUCCUGCUGUCAAGCAGUGAACCGCUUAAUCUGGUCUACAUUGAGACGGCCGAAUUGGACGGUGAGACAAACCUGAAGGUGCGCCAGGCCCUGCCUGUGACCGGGGACCUCGGAGAUGACGUCAGCAAGCUGGCGGACUUUAAUGGUGAAGUCCACUGCGAGCCCCCCAACAAUCGGCUGGAUCGCUUCACAGGGACGCUGGCUUUCGCUGGGCAGAAAUACGCGCUGGACAAUGAAAAGAUCCUGCUGCGAGGAUGCACCCUAAGGAACACAGAGUGGUGUUUUGGACUGGUGCUCUUUGGAGGCCCUGAGACCAAGCUGAUGCAGAACUGCGGCAAGAGUACUUUUAAGAGGACCAGCGUGGAUCGUCUGAUGAAUGUCCUCGUCGUCUGUAUUUUUGGCUUCCUGGCGUUCAUGUGCACCAUCCUGGCCAUCGGAAACUAUUGCUGGGAGCUGGGCGAGGGCUCUGCGUUCACCGCCUUCCUGCCCAGGCAGAAGGACAGCGGCGCCGGCUUCUCCUCCUUCCUCACUUUCUGGUCCUACGUCAUCAUCCUUAACACCGUCGUGCCCAUUUCGCUCUAUGUCAGCGUGGAAUUCAUUCGCCUGGGCAACAGCUUCUACAUCGACUGGGACCGUAAGAUGUACUACUCUCGCAGCGACACCCCCGCCGAGGCCCGCACCACCACGCUGAAUGAGGAGCUGGGUCAAAUCAAGUAUGUGUUCAGUGAUAAGACGGGCACGCUGACGCAAAACAUUAUGACCUUCAACAAGUGCUCAAUCAACGGCAAGACAUACGGAGAUGUUUUUGACUACAUGGGACAGAGACUUGAAAUCAAUGAGCACACGGAGAUGGUGGAUUUCUCCUUCAACCCUCUGGCCGACCCCCGCUUCACCUUUCACGAUCAUGCCCUAGUGGAGGCUGUCAAACUGGAGACGACUGAGGUGCACGCCUUUUUCCGACUACUUGCCCUCUGCCACACAGUCAUGGCUGAGGAAAAGAAAGAAGGGGUGCUGUCCUACCAAGCCCAGUCUCCUGACGAGGGCGCUCUAGUCACAGCAGCGAGAAACUUUGGCUUUGUGUUCCGUUCGCGGACGCCGGACAGCGUCACCAUCGUGGAAAUGGGCCAGCAGCGCACUUAUAAACUUUUGGCCAUCCUGGAUUUCAACAACGUCCGCAAGAGGAUGUCUGUCAUUGUUCGUAGCCCUGAGGGUAAGCUGUCGCUGUACUGCAAGGGAGCGGACACCAUCAUCUACGAAAGGCUUCACCCCUCCUGCGCCAAAUUGAUGGACGUCACCACGGAGCAUCUCAAUGAGUUUGCAGGUGAAGGCCUGCGAACGCUGGCGCUGGCCUACAAAGACCUGGAUGAGGACUUUUUCCAUCAGUGGCUACAGCGCCACCACCAGGCCAGUACGGCUUUGGACGGGCGCGAGGGCAAAUUGGAGCAACUGUACGAGGAGAUCGAGACCGACCUGCUGUUGCUCGGGGCGACGGCAAUAGAAGACAAGCUGCAGGACGGAGUCCCGCAGACCAUUGAGCAGCUGGCUAAAGCCGACAUCAAAAUCUGGGUGCUGACAGGCGACAAACAAGAAACGGCCGAAAACAUCGGCUACUCUUGCAACCUGCUGCGUGAGGAAAUGAACGACGUGUUUGUCAUUUCCGGCAGCUCGGCAGAAGACGUCAGGCAGGAGCUUAGAAACGCACGCACCUCCAUGAAACCGGACGCCGCUGAGGACAGUAUGUUUUUGCCAAAGAGGACUCUGGGUAAAAGAACGAAGGCGAUUACAGAUGAAGCGGUGAACGGCGAGUACGGCCUAGUCGUCAAUGGACACAGUCUGGCGUACGCACUGGACGGCAGCAUGGAGUUGGACUUCCUGCGGACAGCGUGCAUGUGCAAGGCGGUGAUCUGCUGCCGUGUGACGCCGCUGCAGAAGGCGCAAGUGGUUGAGCUGGUCAAGACAUACAAGCGCGCCGUCACACUGGCCAUCGGAGACGGCGCCAACGAUGUCAGCAUGAUUAAAGUGGCGCACAUCGGCGUGGGCAUUUCAGGCCAGGAAGGCAUGCAGGCGGUGCUAUCCAGUGACUAUUCCUUCGCCCAGUUCCGUUUCCUGCAGCGCCUCUUACUGGUGCAUGGUCGCUGGUCCUACCUGCGCAUGUGCAAGUUUCUGCGCUACUUCUUCUACAAAAACUUCACCUUCACCUUUGUCCAUUUCUGGUACGCCUUCUUCUGUGGCUUCUCCGCGCAGACUGUCUAUGACGAAUGGUUUAUAACGCUAUACAAUCUGGUGUACACAGCGUUACCUGUACUGGGAAUGAGUCUCUUCGAUCAGGACGUGAACGACGCGUGGAGCUUCCAGCACCCCGAGUUGUACGUGCCGGGCCAGCUCAACCUGUAUUUCAGCAAGACGGCCUUCUUCAAGUGUGCACUGCACAGCUGUUACAGCUCCCUGGUGCUUUUCUUCAUCCCGUAUGCCGCCGUCAGCGAGGCGGCACGCGCUGACGGCCGUGACUUGGCUGACUACCAGUCCUUCGCCGUCCUCACACAGACCUGCCUGCUCUUUGCUGUCACCAUACAGCUGGGCUUGGAGAUGUCGUACUGGACGGCUGUCAACACCAUCUUUGUGGCGGGUAGCCUGGUCAUGUACUUUGCGGUCACCUUCACCAUGCACAGCAAUGGACUCUUCCUUCUGCUGCCGUCCGCCUUCUCCUUCGUAGGCACUGCGAGGAACUCCCUGAGCCAACCCAAUGUCUGGUUGACCAUCAUCCUCACCUCCAUUUUGUGCAUCCUUCCUGUGGUCAGCUAUCGCUUCCUGUUCAUCUUACUCCGCCCCACCAUCAAUGACAAGGUCAUGUUCAAGGUCCGACAGGCCAAGGCGUCGCCUCCCCCGCCUCCUCGUCGCACACGAAUCCGCCGCACUAGCUCGCGGCGUUCCGGCUACGCCUUCUCGCACGCGCAGGGCUACGGCGACCUAGUGACCUCAGGCCGCUUCCUGCGCCGACCUGCGCCGGCCCGCUCCUCAGGUUUCGCCCACACGGGGCGCGCCACAACGGGCUUCAGCCCCAUGGGCCGCUCAGCCGGGUACAGUCCGACGGGGCGCGCCCAGAACGCCAAGGUGCAGGAGGUGGAGGUGACUUCACUGCAAAUGUAUCGGACCAUCAGCGAUGCCGCUCUUUGACCACUUGUCGGCGCUACGCCAAAGACCAGACGUAGGACAAAGUGUCUUUAUGUUUACAAACUUUUUUAACCAUGGAUGGGAGUGAAAACGUAAAAAGCAGCGCCGGGGAAUUUGCACACACUUGUGAGUUAAAAAGUUAAACUUGUAGUGAACGUUUUUAAGGUGAGAGUUUAUUCAUUAAAUAUUUAGAAAAUAAUGUCAAUUGCAGUUAAGGAUGUUUUAUGUACUUCCUGUGGCAGCUGACCAAUUUUUGAUAAAUUGUGAUUAAACACAAUCGCAGAAAAUGGUGCGAUUUAUUUCUAAAAUAGUACGCUCCCACUUCAAACGGAUUGAACAUCUACUAUUGAUAAACACAAUUCAAUUCACAGCAGAAGGAUGAAAAUAACUUGUUAUUUGGUUUAUUACUUCUAUAGUAAAAUAUUGUAGAAUGAUUUCCUGACUCAUGUAAAAAUAAUUGUUGUAUCGCCAUCUUGUGAGAUCUUCGUUAUCAUGUAUCGCAAAUCGUAUCGUAAGGUACCCAGAGGUUUUCAUCUCUAAUUCCAAUCAUAUUUCAUGCCGUUAAGUGAAACACAAAAAAUUCCCCAGCUCUGCUUUGACGAAUGAAAGAAGCAAAGCCACGCUGCCUUAAACCAUUUUGUACUUUACUAUAUACAGUAUAUUUGUAUGUACAUGUACGUUACAGUAUGUUUCUGAUGCGGAAUCUCAGCAAAACUGGUAAAUGGAUCAUCAUUUUGAUCCCAUUUGUAGACUAACUUUUUCCCAACCACUUUUCCUAAUGGCUCAUAUUUGAUCUAUUGGUCAGUCGAUAGAAGUUAUUUAUCGCAAUUAUGUUUCCUUCUCAUAGUAAGAAGUGAUUUUUUUUUUGUGUGGAUUGUUGUCUAAAUUUCGAGAUUUACAUCUCAAGUGACCACUUUGAAUUUGUAAUGAGCCAUAACUGAUUCAGUCAGCCAUAACUGUUUUUACAGAGGACAGCUGUUCAAAAGUUGACUUAACCCUUCAUGUUGCAAGUGACCAUUUUUGGUUGUCGAUUUUUUUUUUUUUUUUUUUAAAUAUCGACUUCUUAUGUUUUCUAAUUUUAAAUAUAUUUAUAAAUUUAUACAAUGCUGAUAAAAAAUGAAGCAGAAUAGAUAAAAACAGUAAUACACAUUAGUGAUUAGGGGUAUGACAAUAUCUCGAAAAGGUGAUACACUGUAGAGUGAUCCCUCGCUACUUAACGCCUAAAACUUCGUGCCCUAAGUCAAUCGCAGAUUUUUUUUCGAUUAAAGAAAAUAAUAAUACAGAUGAGCUGUCCCGAGCCGAUCGCGUAGUCUCACUCUCGCUCCCUCCCUCCUUCUCCUUGCUCUCUGUUGGUCAGGCAGUGAGUACACUGGAAAAUAUUUCAGUUCCAUUGACAGUGCUAGACGUCCAAUCGUUCAUUCAACCCUCCCAGUUAAAAUGGAUUGGAUUGGAUUUUUUUCAUCAAAUUGUUAAUUUUGCUUUAAUACCAAAACAAGGUAUUACUCUUAUGAAGGAAAGUUUUCUCAUUUUACAAGAAUUCAUUUGUUAAAUAUCUCGUGAUAAAGUUGAAAUAUUUAUAGCUCAUUUUUAUGCGUACAAAGAAAAAAUAGUAGGAAUAGAAAUAAAAAGUUGGCAUUCAUCAAAGGCAAUAGAUAUCGAAAAUGGACCGAAAAUAAAAUGAUGAGGGGAAAAAUAUAUAAUUUCCUGGUAAUUAACUUGUAUUUUUAUUGAUAUUGUCUUGCUAUCUGACAUGGUUAUGCAAUAAUUACACGAAUAUGAUGCCCAUUCCUACUUGUUUAUACUGGAAAAUCAAUAUGAAGCAACGCUGCAAACUCAUGUACGAUGUGUAUGAUCAUGUAUGAUUCUCAUAUACAUGAAUGUUAUUUAUCUAUAUACCUUCCUUCGACUAUGCACAUAUCCAUCAUGCUGUUUAAAAAAUUUAAUACAUGCUUUAUUGUGGACUUAUGAGUUUUUUCUAAUAUAAUACAAUGUUUUGUAUGUUUUUAUACCAAGAGCUGCAAUAUAUUGACAAUAAAUCUUUUUUUUAAGUGGGA
This is a messenger RNA of Corythoichthys intestinalis (scribbled pipefish), 7045 nucleotides long. Its product is annotated as phospholipid-transporting ATPase ID-like. Gene Ontology annotation, cellular component: trans-Golgi network; plasma membrane. Gene Ontology annotation, biological process: Golgi organization; phospholipid translocation. The transcript is spliced from 29 exons. NCBI's taxonomy places the organism in Eukaryota, Metazoa, Chordata, Actinopteri, Syngnathiformes, Syngnathidae. The record is from RefSeq and is a predicted model, not a curated record. Gene Ontology annotation, molecular function: ATP binding; ATP hydrolysis activity; magnesium ion binding. The coding region runs from base 1362 to 4994 and encodes 1210 amino acids.